ACCUGUGUUGGCGAAGUGAGGAUGUAACAUAAAGAUUGCCAUUCCUCACGAGCGCAUACAUAAAUAUGUGCGUUCAAUGCAUCUGUAAAAGUUACAUAUCUGAAAACCAUUGUACAUACCUUCGUACUAGAACAGGAAUCAAGUUUGGGCGCUACUACUUUGACACGAUGACACAGUUGUUGUAUCAAAACAUGAUCCUCCUGUGAAUGAAGCCUUUUAAAUGAAAGUUUACACCUUGUUUAGAGCGAUUGAACGCAACUUGUCAGCCAGCAAGGAAACUAGACUAACGAAUCUGAUGGAUCUUCCGAAAUUUCUCUACAUGUUAAGAUUAUUUCUUAGAAAUUCACCGUAACUGGGAGUGCCGCUAGACCGCGGUUGAACAUGCUCCGGAAGGAUUGGACCGAAUUUCACGUUAUACAUAUACAAGAAAAAGAUUGGUUUUUUACUUUUCAAAAGAAGAAUGCUACCAUGAACGAUUUAUCUAAAAUCUUACGGAUCUUACGAAUUCUUCGUAAAUAACAUGUGAACUUUCAAUUAAGGAGGACUCGAACAAUGCCUUUAAUGAAACUAGCAUGAAAAUGUACCGCGAUGUUAAGUGGCCUCUGUGAUGUAUUGCGAACGAUGCUUAACCUAACUUUUCAGUCGACGCUCCGACACGGCGUUUUCUUGCGAGUACUACAUAAUAUUCUAUCGAUAACGAACUCGUAACCAAACGGACGUAAAUCACGAAAGAUUGUCAUUUCUUUUAUAUUUUCGUUCUUUUUCCUUCUUCGAUGGAUCAAGUGCCGUUCUCGUCUUUUCCGCGUUCUUCUGUGUAUCUAAUUUAUCGUAGAACAUGAGACGUGAUCGUAAUUUUAUAAAACUGAAAAUACUUUUUAUUAACUGUACCCUCGAUUUUCUCGUGGAACAGUAUAAAGGUUAAUUUGACAGUAUUUCUGCAAAUAUGUUCUUAACGGUUUUACGUCUAACGUUUAUGUUCAAAUUGAAAUGCAGGUUUAUUUAUAUUUUUUUUUCUCUUCGACCGUGAUUUUUCUACCACUUGCCAGUGCCUGUAUAAGACGUGUCUCUUAAUACUCGUUACAAGAAUAUGAGUAGUAAAAUAUAUUUGUACAUAUAUAUAUACACAUAUAUAUAUGUUUCAUCGCUUGUACAUAAUUGGUGAUCCAUCUCCAGACUUUGAUAAAUUUUUUAUAGCAAAGGUGAUGGGUACAACCUGACAUUUUAUUAUCUCAACCUUAUCCGCGUGAAAAACUUACCCGCAUACUAUGGUAUGCGGUUUCUUUAUCCUUGUAUUUAAUUUUGAAUCGUGUUGUGCGUGAAUUUUAUCAAGUUCCACUUUUGUGAAAGUUAUGUACUAAUUAUUGCAUCGAACCGGUGAUGGUUACAGUGACAUUAUUAUAAAAAUUGUAAUAGCAUGGCAAACCAUCGCGAAAGAAGAUAUAAAGCUCCAUGAGUUGGAUAAUAGAAAGGACACAUGCUCUGGGAAUUAAUGGGUAUAUGCUUUUCCUGCAGGAGACCUACAGGCAGCAGGUUAAAUAAUAAAAUCUCAGAGCAUAUCUCAGCAUCGGUAACACCCCUCCAUGUUUGUCUGGAGGAACAAAGAGGACCAGAACUGGGCUCUUGCGACGCCUCGGCUUGUAGGCCACAGGCGCAAAGGUUAUUUGAAACGCAGGAAUCAGAAGAAAGGUGUGGCGAAGAAGAAGCGGAGAGUGAAAUCAUUGGAACUGAGGAAGAAGAUUUGAAAUUUAGUCAGCUGAGUAUGGCCAACACUAUCAGUAAUAUGAAGAUGACGAAUCGUAUCAAGGGGCUUGUAAGCAAACGUCGUAAGCGGUUUACAGAAGAUGGUUUUGACCUUGAUCUCACGUAUAUAAGGGAUAAUUUAAUAGCAAUGGGUUUUCCAGCUGAGAAAUUAGAAGGAGUAUAUAGAAAUCACAUAGACGAUGUUGUUAAAUUGUUGGAAUUUAAACACAAAGAUCAUUAUAAAAUUUACAAUCUAUGUUCCGAAAGGUCGUAUGAUUUUAAGAAAUUUAAACAAAGAGUAGCCACUUAUGCGUUUGAUGAUCAUAAUCCACCGAUGCUGGAUCAGAUCAAACCGUUCUGCGAGGAUGUAGACGAAUGGCUUUCUCAACAUCAAAAGAACGUAGCGGUAGUUCAUUGUAAAGCGGGUAAAGGUCGAACAGGUGUAAUGGUUUGUUGUUACCUUCUUCAUACUAAACAAUUUCUCACUGCCACGGACGCUCUUAACUUCUAUGGAACUAAAAGGACACACGAUAGGAAGGGUGUAACAAUACCUUCUCAGAGGAGGUACGUGGAUUAUUAUGCUACUCUUGUCCAAGAGAGAUUGAAUUAUCAACCGGUUACAUUAUUAUUGCGAAGAAUCCAAUUAGAUCCAGCGCCCAUAUUUCACGGAGGUCAAGGAUACUUGCAUUGCGUUAUAUCGGAAUCGAAGAAGAGGAUAUUUAGUUCCGACAUAGUGGAAGUACGAAAAGGAAUGCAUUGUGUUAGUAUUCCGUUGAAACACAGCGUACCGUUGACGGGUGAUAUUCGAGUCGAUUUCUUUAACAGACCAAAAAUGAAGCGAAAGGAGAAAUUGUUUCAUUUUUGGUUCAAUACCUUUUUCGUGCGAGAUUACUUAACGUCAACGUCAGAGUACGAUAACGGAGAGUUACCAGUUGAACGUUCGACAAGGGCAUUGAGUUGCGACGGUACAACUAUGGAAUUACCAAUGGUUAUGUCGCAUAUGAAACCCAGGGCUGGAUCGUUAGCUAGUCUCGGACCUAUGCCACCCACUCUUCUUUUAAGCAUAGAUAAAUGGGGUUUAGAUGACGCACACAAGGACAAACAAAACAAAGCGUACAGUGCAGAUUUCAGGGUUAGCUUAUUUAUGGAUCGAAUGGGUGGUAGCGGUGUGUCAGCUACGACGAAUAGAACAGGAGAAAUAGGAAUGGGAGGAACAGGUAUACAGAUAGGAGGAAUGGGCGGACAAGAAAGCCCUAGCGAGUCCAGCGAAGCGGACAGUAGCGAAUGUGACACGACCGGAGAUACAACGGGUGAUGAAGAUGGGGAAUCUGUGGACAUGGACCAGCGUGUUGGCCGAUACCGCCUUCUCUCAGACGGAGGAAUGAUAGAUGUUUUGUGAGCGCAUCACCAGUCAUCCUCGUACAUCGAUUUUGCUCUCCUUUGUAUACCGUUGCGCGAACAUUACAAACUCGACUAUCCAUCGAAUCAAUCUAUCGAGAUAAUUGAUCGCGAUCGGACAAACCUUUUCCUCCUUUUACGAUUAACGAUUAAACUUUCACGGAUUAACGAAGGCUAAUUUCACACGACGUUACUUUCUUCCUUUAUCGACGACUACCUUUUGCUCCGUUUGAAUAGUAUUGUAUGGAACAUCGUUCACACUGGCAAAUGCCAUUUUUCGUCGUUUUGCGCUUAUUUUUCGCAAGUUUGCGUCCUAUAGUUUUAGCAGAAUUUAUAUUUUUAUAAUAGACAAUGUUUUUAUACACUCAUCUCAUCGACGAGCUUGUAAAUUCUCUGAACCGCGUACACACCAUAUAUGGUUCUGAAUCUCGGAAAAAAUGUGUUAACGUUCAAAGAGAGAAAUUUCAAGCUCAGCUUUUUAACGAUAUACGUACGUAUGUAUGUGCUUUCUGUGUAACGUUUGUCCUUUCUUAUUGCGCCGAUGAAUGCAAAGCGAUCUUUUCCUAACAACGCGAAAGUUUAGUCGAGUUGUGCAGCUUCGUAUAUAAACGCUGACUUGUGUUUCGAAGGAAUGUCCGCGUUGCUCUGUAGGCUAAUCAAGGAGAUGCGCUUAUAUAGAUUAUGGAUCCAGAUGAAAUAAUGCUGUAAAAAAUGGCAAGACUAUUUUCGUAACGUUAAUAAAUUGUAAGUCAAUAAUAGUAAGAAGAAGAGGAAGAGGAGGAGGAAGAAGAAGGAGAAGAAGAGGAGAAAGAGGAAGAAUAACGACAAGAACAACGUGAAAAACAGCGUCAAAAACAAGAGCAAGAAGAAGAAGAAGAAGAUGAUGAAUAGGAAGAGCAACGAACAAGGAAGAUGACUGUAAAGAUAAUAAUAGCGAUAAUGAUAUUGGUAACGAGGUCGAUUUAGAAGGAGAAUGAGAAUGAGAAUUUCGUUACUACUUAUCCUUCGUUCGAUAACCGGUGACAUUUAUCGUUUACCUUUACGUUAACUUUCUUUCCUUCGUAGAAACGAUCGGGUUGAUACGAUUGCGUUUCGCGAUACACGAACGAUUCGUUCAACACCGCCGCGCCGCGUAGCUUUAUAUUUUUCUAUGAAAAUCGACAAGCUUUUCCGCACCAUAUAUAUGGGAAUGUGUAUAGUUCACAAACGAUUAUCUACUCGACGAAACUGAAAGAGAAAAAUCGCGUAACGAAGGAAAAGGAAGCAAACGAUGAAAAUAAGAUACAGUAUGUACAGUGUCGUCGGAUAUCCAAGCUAACGAGAAUCAAUUCGAUUCGCUUUACCAUCUUCCCCUCUGUUUUAACCGAACAUUCUCAGAAGAAACGUGCGACGCGUAGCUUUCAAUCGUUUAGCGGCCGAUUUUCGAGCAGAUCUCGUUAUGAAUCGUCUUUGUAUCGGCAAACUACGGGUUGGAUUUCGAAGGAACGUUUCACUUUGCACCCGUCUCUCGAAUAACAAAUGAUUUUCGUCGAUGUUAAUUUUAUAUUGGAUGAAAAGCGUGAAAAGGGUGGAGGAGGAGGAAGAGUAGCAUGGUUUCUGACGCCGUCCUUUUCUAACGCGUAGCUUCUACAUCGCGAUAAAACGUGCGACUGAUCGUUUACUCGAAUUCUCGCAUUGUGCAUCGAUUUUAUUCGCGUUUCUUCCUCUCUCCCUCUUUCUUCUGGUUGCGAAAGUUUAGGAAAAACGAGGGUUGCAAUCGUAAACUUGACGCGAUUAUAGGAGGUGGGCUGGACAGUUGAGCGAUAAAAAUGUUAGAACGGAAGCUUAGUUAGUUUCCUGAUAAAUUCGAACUAAUCUAAAGCAAAAUUAUUCGCGCGUCGAUCGUUUAUGCUGAAACCGGAAAAUCGUGUCGCAUUGAUAAAAUAGUAAAACAUCACCGAAACGAGAUCUGGCCGAAAUAAUGAAAGGAAGAGAGUGAGAGAGGGUAAAAAAAAAGAGAAAAGGUGGAUAGAAG
This is a messenger RNA of Osmia lignaria (orchard mason bee), 5152 nucleotides long. RefSeq names its product phosphatase and tensin-like protein (gene Pten). Lineage: Eukaryota; Metazoa; Arthropoda; Insecta; Hymenoptera; Megachilidae. Gene Ontology annotation, biological process: phosphatidylinositol 3-kinase/protein kinase B signal transduction; cell motility; regulation of phosphatidylinositol 3-kinase/protein kinase B signal transduction. Gene Ontology annotation, cellular component: cell projection; cytosol; nucleus. Gene Ontology annotation, molecular function: phosphatidylinositol-3,4,5-trisphosphate 3-phosphatase activity; protein tyrosine phosphatase activity. The record is from RefSeq and is a predicted model, not a curated record.